UUCUGUGUUGACGUCAUGCAGCGUCUAGCAGUCUUUUACCGCGCUUGGCUUGGUCGGUUAACAAACAUAGCAAAACACAGUCCCGAGAUUAGCAGAACAACCUCCAGAGUGUCCAUCAGUUGGAAGACCAUGGAAGAAGUUGAGCAGCCGAAGCAUGUUCACCUAAACGGCAGCACAACUAAGAAGAGGGAAGACUACCUGGAAUGGCCAGACUACUUUAUGGCUGUAGCCUUCCUGUCAGCCCAAAGGAGCAAAGACCCAAACUCACAGGUGGGGGCCUGUAUAGUGAACGAGGAGAACAAGAUAGUUGGCAUUGGUUACAAUGGUAUGCCCAACGGCUGUGAUGAUGACCUGCUGCCGUGGUCCCGCUCUGCUGACGACCGGCUUGACACUAAAUACCCUUACGUGUGCCACGCAGAGCUGAAUGCCAUCAUGAACAAGAACAGCGCUGACGUGAAAGGCUGCACCAUGUAUGUGGCUUUGUUCCCCUGCAACGAGUGUGCCAAGCUCAUCAUCCAGGCUGGUAUAAAGGAAGUGGUCUAUCUUUCUGAUAAGUACCAUGAAUCACCAGAGAUGGUCGCUUCCAGGAGACUGCUCAGUAUGGCAGGCGUACAAUACAGGCAGUUCAAGCCCAAGAGGACCGAGAUUGUCAUUGAUUUUAAUUCCAUUAACCACCCUGGAAUACUGAACAGCGUGACCAAGUGAAAAUGCAAAAGGCUCACCUUGGGGAGCUGCUGAAUGAGGCGGGAAGUAGAGGGAGACUGACAAGAUUGAAAGGGACUUUGAUGCCUCUUUUCUGUAUGUCUUCUUGCCCCCUGCUUUGUCCAAAGGAAAACUCAAGGAUACCUCGACUUUGGCGUCUUUUGAUAUUUUGAUUAACCGGAUAUUCAAGAUAGUUUAAUUUGACGCUUUCGCUCUUUGUGGAUGGUUGUGGCAGAAGGUCUUUCAAUGCUGCUUUCACGCUUUUUUUUUUUUUCCCCCUUUUAAAACUCCCUUUGGGUUUAGCUGUACACAAGGGCUCUGAACACACUUUCUUGAGUGUUUGAUUUUAAAAUCUUUUGUGUUGUGAAUCAGAUCUUCCAGCUCAUGGCUGUCUGCACAGGGGAGAACCAGAAUGUGUUUAAUUCCUCCUUCAAACAAGGUUCCAGAUUAAUAAAGAGGCACCUUGACAUUUACUGCAUUUGACCUUUCCCAUUCACAGUGAAAGCUGCUCUCAGGAAAUCAGUCUUUAUGCAAUUUGGUUCAUCAAACCUGUCUGCAGAAAGUAGCCACUGUUAAACGUUGCCUGGGUUUUACUUUCAAUUGUAUUUUUUCUAUUGAUGCUCUAAUGGGUAUCAGCUGUACUGGCAAGUAAAUUUGGAAACAGUAUUUUAAGAAUAACUCUUGAGUCUUUGGCAGCACACCUAUGACUAAUGCUGCAUUUACAUCCUCCUCAGAUGGUCCCAUUUCCUGAGUUGGGAAGUCGUUCUUCCAACUAUGUUGUGUUCAUGGGCUUUAAGUCGUUAUGUGGAAACAGUAUGUGCGCCACAAAGAAGCUUUUUUGCACAUCCCCUAAAACUAUUGAAAUAUUGCUUUACCUGAGUAAUGCUAAUAAAUCAUUUUUCUAACUAAUUUAGGUUGCUCUACAUGAAUAAGAUGACAGUUAUAAUGUAAUACCAUAUUACAAAUUACAGCUGAGCAAAAUAUUGACGUGCAAUAUGUGAAUUUAAAAAAAGACUGAACUGAACUUUUUUUUGUCGGCCAUGUUUCUGCAUACAUGCGUCAACUCGGCAGCUUGUGUACCAGAAUUUGGCCUGACUUUCUUUGUUGUUGUUGUGACUUGAGUUUCUUAUUCCACCAGCUCAUAAAUGCACCUAUGGUAGCUCUGUUUCUUCAAAACUAACAAAAAUAAUUGUUUUGAUUGAAUGACGAAAUGACCCCAGUUUGCAGAUUAGAAGAACUAAUGGAGCUGCUUGUGAGUGGCACAAUUAUUCCAACAUCAGCUGUCCUCUUAUUGUUACCCACUAUAUAUGUUACUGUAUGUUUUAAAAAAUAUUCCUUGUAGGGGAUAUGGAUCUUAGUUUUAAUGACCAUUUUUCAUUUUUUCCGCAAAAUGUGUCACAGUCUUUAGUUAGUGGGACAAAGUUUCUGUAAGGUUUUAUUGUAAAAUGUCUAUUUUCAACUGUAGUAAGAUGAGGCAGCAGAUUCUCCUCUUAGUAUCUCUUAUGACACUGUAUUUAUUUUGGUUUCUUUCACGGAACCGAACAGCCUACUCACCCGAAGGAAAUGUUGGCAUUGUACGUUACAUUUGCACGUUGUUAUGUAUCCAUUAUGUUUAAACUUGACGGCAAUGAGUCGUUACAAAACACCCACAUUUGGUGCCUAAAAAGCUGCUGGAAACACAGCAAUGACUCGCUAAAUUAGUUGCAUGGUUUUUGUGCCCAAACCUAACCACACGCAUACCCCAGUGCUGAAAUGUAAAGUUUCAACAUAUUCAAUACAUAAUGUGCAAAUUUAAUGUAUCUGUGGUUUGCAGAAACGCAUGAUUCCAACAUUUAUUCUAGUGUUUGGGAUGCAUAUAAAGGCUUUUAAAAAUACCUAUCUGUGGCUCAUGAUACUACAUUGUUUUCAAGACUACCUGUCAUUAAGAUGAGAACAGCUGAUUCUUUUGGUCAUAUUGUCUAAUAUGCUGUACAAGUGUAUGAAAGCUAGUCAUUCCUUCAUAAUGUGUCUGUGUAAUGAAUCAAUGUACAUGACCAGAAAGCACUUGUCAGUUCUGUGACUUCAUACCAUCAUGUCCGCUGUGAGUGCAGCUGAAGUCAAUAAAACUUUUGGGC
Molecule: messenger RNA, 2816 nt
Organism: Epinephelus fuscoguttatus (brown-marbled grouper)
Lineage: Eukaryota; Metazoa; Chordata; Actinopteri; Perciformes; Serranidae
Gene: dctd
Product: dCMP deaminase
Exons: 6
Coding region: 16-705 (229 amino acids)
Biological process (GO): dTMP biosynthetic process; dUMP biosynthetic process
Cellular component (GO): cytoplasm
Molecular function (GO): dCMP deaminase activity; zinc ion binding
Source: RefSeq, a predicted model, not a curated record